GGAGCAGACCUCCAGUGAUGAGCACGGCCUGCAGGGCGGUGUUCUCAGACUGACUGGGCUGCGUGAGACACAUCUGGAAUAGUAACUGCAGAGAGAGAGCACCGAAAGGAGCAGAGGCGCAGCGAUCCUUCCCCCAACUCUUCACUUCUCCUCAACGCGCCCUUCUCACUGAAAAUAUUUAUUCUAUCUGUAUCCAAAAUGCUGCUCAUCCUGUUGGGAGUGCUUGUUUUUCACCUCGUCGUUCUCAUUCUUCUCAUUGUGUCUACAGCAUCCAGUACAUGGACCGUAGACGCUACCGGACACACCGAUCUUUGGUAUAACUGCCACUCUGACCCUAAUGGCUACAAAUGCUUGCAGGCCAGCAGUGAAGAUUGGAUCCAGGCUGUGCAAGCCCUCAUGAUCCUGUCUGUGGUCUUCUGCUUCACCUCGCUGAUAGCUUUCCUUUAUCAGCUGUUCAGACUGGUGAAGGGCGGACACUUCUACUUCACCUCCAUCUUCCAGAUCUUGGCGAGUGUGUUUGUGAUGUGCGGGGCAAUCAUCUACACCGUGAUGAGACCGGACAGUGACAAAGACUAUGGCUACGCGUACGUGCUGGCUUGGGUGGCGUUCCCUCUGAGUCUCAUCAGUGGCCUCUGUUAUCUCAUACUGAGGAAGAAGGACUGAGAGCAGCAACAGCAGGAGGAGGAAAGAGGAGGGGUAGUUAGGAGGCCCCUCAUCACAACAUCCUACUGCACCCAUAGACCAUGAACUGAAAUCCCACAAUAGAGUUUUCCCAUCACAUGCUGAAAGUAUCACAGCAAUUUGUUUUUCGGAUUCCAUCGACAGUUUUUUUUUUUUUUUUUUUUUUUUUUGACACCAGUUUCCCAACAUCCCAAAAAAAUCCUUGGGGUGCGAAACAUUGAGUAAUCCUACCUUCCUUCAUUGUGAAGAUGUAAAUAGUGUCUGUGGUUUUUAGACAUAUUUAUAACAUUUUUAUUUUUUACAAUUUUAAUUUUUUUUGUACAUAGUGUCGUUGAGUUAACAUUGUCAUGCUCAUUGAUAGUGUGUCUCUUCCAAAUCAUGCAGCUGUACCAAAGAGAUGUCGCUUCAGCUUUCAGUGUAUCGAGCUGUUUUCUUAAUUGUGUUCCCUUCACUUCAUGCCAAAUGCUUUUAACAUUGUGCCUUACCUGUUUUUUUCUAGAAUAUGUAUGAAAGGAAGAAAAAAAAAAGUAAACAAAAAGUGUUAAACUCUUGAAGUUAUUUUUUUUAUUUGAAAUUAUACUUGAUAUUCCAAAUAAAAAUGUUUUACAUGUUGUAACAUUAAAAGUGGUGCUUUUUUAAAUGUACUAUUUUUUAACUCUGUAUUCGUAUUUGUGCUGCACGUGUGUCCUUGUUUGUAAUUGUUUUGCUUUGUAAAAUCUUACCUUUUUUUUUUUGUAUUUUGAAUAAUCAGUAUGAAAUAAAUGUUGCUUAUCAGCAAA
Molecule: messenger RNA, 1460 nt
Organism: Fundulus heteroclitus (mummichog)
Lineage: Eukaryota; Metazoa; Chordata; Actinopteri; Cyprinodontiformes; Fundulidae
Product: peripheral myelin protein 22
Exons: 5
Coding region: 199-663 (154 amino acids)
Cellular component (GO): plasma membrane
Source: RefSeq, a predicted model, not a curated record